AUGGCUUUACGGUUUGAUGGAAAAGUUGUAAUUGUCAGUGGUGCAGGAAAUGGUCUCGGAAAGAGCCAUGCCUUAUUCUUCGCAUCUCGUGGGGCUAAAGUGGUCGUGAAUGAUUUGGGUGGUGGAACAACUGGAUCUGGCUCUGGCAAACGUUCAGCAGACCUCGUUGUUGAAGAAAUUCGUGCUGCUGGCGGAACAGCUGUAGCAAACUAUGAUUCGGUCGAAGACGGUGACAAGAUCGUCGAGACUGCUAUCAAGGCUUUUGGUACCGUUCAUAUCGUUAUCAACAAUGCCGGUAUUUUGCGUGAUAAAUCUAUCGGUAGAAUGACUGAUGAAGAUUGGUUUUUGAUCUACCGUGUACACGUUUGGGGAACGUAUAAGAUCACCAAAGCUGCAUGGCCCCACUUCCAAAAACAAAAGUACGGACGUGUGAUCAACACUACCAGUGCUGCAGGAAUCUACGGAAACUUUGGACAAGCAAACUACGCUUCUUGCAAGCUGGCCGUACAUGGCUUCACUCUUUCCCUCAAACUUGAGGGUGCCAAGCACAACAUAAAUACAAACACGAUUGCACCUCUGGCUGGAACCCGUCUCCUUGCAUCAGUUGCACCUGAGCAAGUCUUGAAGGCCCUAGACCCCGCAAAGGUUACUCCUCUCGUCGCAUGGCUCACUCACGACUCGUGCACAGAAUCAGGCUCCUUAUUCGAAGUCGGUGCCGGUUGGAUGGCCAAGUUGAGACGCGAGCGUAGUGAAGGUGUUCAAUUCAAAUUGGACGAGAACUUCACUCCACAAGUCGUAAAUGCUCGAUGGAACGAAAUUACCAGCUUCUCGAGAAAGAAUGAAUAUCCCGGAGAACUUAAUGUUGGUGGUGGUGCUUCUCUUGCUCAACGUUUAGAAAAGGCCCGUAACUCUCCAGCCAAUCCCAAACUGCCCAACAUGGAAUUUGAUGGUCGUGUUGUUAUUGUUACUGGCGCUGGAGCUGGAUUGGGACGUGCUUACGCUCUUUUGUUCGGCAAGUUGGGGGCCAAAGUGGUCGUUAAUGAUCUAGGUGGUUCUGCUUUUGGUCAAGGUGCAUCAAAGAACGCCGCAGAUACAGUUGUAGACGAAAUCCGUGCUGCUGGUGGAACAGCUGUCGCCAACUACGAUUCAGUCGUCGAAGGAGAGAAGAUCGUAGCCACCGCUGUGAAGGCGUUCGGAACCGUACACGUUGUCGUUAACAAUGCCGGAAUUUUGAGAGACAAGUCUUUCCAACGCAUGUCAGACGAAGACUGGCAAUUGAUUUUCAAUGUCCAUUUACAUGGAUCAUACAAAGUGAUUCGUGCUGCAUGGGAAUACAUGAAGAACCAGAACUAUGGCAGAAUCAUCACAACUUGCUCCACCGUGGGUAUCUACGGAAACUUUGGGCAGACCAACUAUUCCGCUGCCAAAGCUGCCGUUAUCGCACUCGCCAACACUUGUGCCUUUGAGGGCGCCAAGAACAACAUUUUGGCCAACUGCAUUGCGCCAUCAGCUGGAACUCGAUUGACUGCAACAGUCAUGCCAGAAGAUGUCGUCAAGGUCCUUGAUCCCGCAUUCGUAGCACCAGCAAUCGUCAAACUCUGCCACGACUCUUCAACCGUAACUGGCCGCCUAUUCGAAGUUGGUGUCGGUGCCGUUCAAGAGACACGUUGGGAGAGAACCAAAGGAGUGGGCUUUAAACACGAUGCACCAUUAAGCCCCGAGGACAUCAAGAGCAAAUGGAGCGAAAUUACCGACUUCUCCAAAGGAACAUCUCACCCAACCAGCACUGCCGAGGCUACCCGUGCUGCUUAUGAGAAUGCUGGCCUUGUCGCACGUGCCAAAGUUUAA
This is a messenger RNA of Synchytrium microbalum, 1848 nucleotides long. RefSeq lists its product as uncharacterized. The coding region runs from base 1 to 1848 and encodes 615 amino acids. Lineage: Eukaryota; Fungi; Chytridiomycota; Chytridiomycetes; Synchytriales; Synchytriaceae. The transcript has 18 exons. The record is from RefSeq and is a predicted model, not a curated record.